CUUUCGAGAACACCAGCUAGCGUACGAUCAGAACAGCGAGAUAAUUGAAUAGCAGCAGGCACAGACGACCUACAUGGCAGAGAACCUGAAGCCCGUAGCCUUCCUCCUGCUGCUAAUCAAUUUCUGCAUGUUCAUCAUCCUCGCCAUAAUCGGCGGCUGGGCGGUCAACGUCGCCAUCGAACGCGGCUUCAUCAUAGGCCCCGAGCUGCGGCUUCCGGCGCAUUUCCACCCGAUAUUCUUCCCGAUCGGCAACUUCGCCACUGGCUUCUUCGUGGUGUUCUCCCUGAUCGCCGGCGUCGUCGGCAUCGCCUCCGGAAUCGUGGGCUUCACCCACCUCCGCUUCUGGAACUACCAUAGCCUGCAGCCCGCGGCGGCGUUCGGUGUCCUUGCGUGGGCGCUCACCGUCCUAGCCAUGGGGCUAGCUUGUCAGGAGAUCUCUUUUGACCGAAGAAAUGCCAAGCUGGGAACCAUGGAGGCCUUCACCAUCGUCCUGACAGUGACGCAGUUCUUCUACGUCCUCGCGAUCCACGGGGGAAGGCACGGAGCCGUCCCCGUGGAACGGCGCGGAGCCGUCCCCGUGGAACGGCGCGGAGCCGUCCCCGUGGAACGGCGCGGAAACUUGGCAUGA
Messenger RNA from Phragmites australis (common reed), 628 nucleotides. Its product is annotated as membrane protein PM19L-like. The record is from RefSeq and is a predicted model, not a curated record. The transcript has 4 exons. The coding region runs from base 74 to 628 and encodes 184 amino acids. NCBI's taxonomy places the organism in Eukaryota, Viridiplantae, Streptophyta, Magnoliopsida, Poales, Poaceae.